UUUUGAUUCAUUAUUAUUGUUCUGUUCCAUGGAAGUUUCCAUCUGCUGAAAGGACACGUUGUACAUUGAUUAGGUUGCACAAUCAAUCCAGCCACAAGCUGGGAAUCGGCUGUACACAACUCUUUCAUUCACUGUUGCUUGCUGACACGGUUGCUUUCAUAUGAUGCUUCUGACUUAAAAAUCUACCCCAGAUUCCAAGGAUUCUUUCUCAUCUCGCAAUCUUCAAACUGACUCUCGAGCUCGAGACCAACAAACGCACCCAUCAUGCGCCACUCACGCCUAUUACAGCUCCUCCUCCUUCUCUUCUCACAGCCGCUCCUAUCAUAUGGCCGAUCACAGCAACCCCCAGGCAGAGAUGCCAUCCUCCUCUCCCGCGUCCACUCGCUCACUCUGCGCGCAAAUCGCCUGACCACCUCCCGACGCGUGUCGCCCAUCCCUCAGUUGAAAUGCAUCGGUCCCUCCAAGCGCAUCUGCAACCUAUACCCCAUCGAAACGAUGCGAUGCACAAACGAAGGUUACGACUACGACGAAGAGGACAUCCAGUGGACCUGCACUGCCUCGCUCCCACCGGAGUUCAAGCUUGGAUCAACCGACGUAGUGUGCGAGGGUUACAGGGAUGCUGAUGAUAAAUGGGUCUUGAAGGGAAGCUGCGGUGUUGAAUAUCGCUUGUUGUUGACGGAGUUGGGAGAAGAGCGCUUCGGCUCAGGAAGGCAGGAUAGCGAUUUCUGGCCUGCAGACGUCGACCUAUCUGGCUGGCGGGGCGUGUUUUCCACACUGGGCAAUUUGGUUUUCUUUGGAUUCAUGGUGGCGUGUUUCUUCCUGAUAAUGCUGCCCAUGCUGAGAGAUUGUUUUGGCCUACGCGGAGGUCGGCGAGCUGAAGGGCUCGGUCGCGGCUGGGGUGGGUGGGGAGGAGGUGGUGGUGGUGGCGGCGGCGGCGGCGGCGGAGGCCCCUACCCUCGUGGCCCGCCCCCUCCCUAUACCAGUUCCAGUUGUCCGGAUCCUGCUCCUGCCUCUGAACCAUGGAGACCUGGGUUUUGGACAGGUGCUUUGGGCGGCGCUGCGGCUGGCUAUGGCCUGGGAAGCAGAAACCGUCGCCGCACCCCAACUUUCACACAAAGGCGCACUCCAUCUUUCACGAGAUGGGAUGACCCCGGUGAAGGUAGCUCAGGGUCGCGCUCGCGCUCGCCGCAGUUUUCAAGUACAUCCACAAGUACCGGGUUUGGCUCGACUAGACGCCGUUAAGGGGUGGGGAAUGGCGAGGAGAAAGUGGGUGGGCUGUGAGUCUGAUUCGAAUGGCUUGGUGCGUCUCUUUGCUAGUUCAUGGAGUAAACGAGUCUCUUAAAUGAAGGAGCCACAUGGCGGUUGUAUUGAUGCCUAGAUCAGGGUAAGCAUAGGUAUCCAAGGGAAAACCCCUCUGAAAAUACCUCGAAAACCAGA
This is a messenger RNA of Aspergillus japonicus CBS 114.51, 1437 nucleotides long. Its product is annotated as DUF1183 domain protein. NCBI's taxonomy places the organism in Eukaryota, Fungi, Ascomycota, Eurotiomycetes, Eurotiales, Aspergillaceae. The transcript has a single exon. Gene Ontology annotation, biological process: regulation of store-operated calcium entry. The record is from RefSeq and is a predicted model, not a curated record. Gene Ontology annotation, cellular component: endoplasmic reticulum membrane. Bases 265 to 1242 code for a protein of 325 amino acids.